AUGAUACAAGUGAGCAAAGCUGCGAGCCACCUGAUGCUCGUUAGACGCCUGGCUUCUCGCGAGCGGAACAAUGAAGAGGAAACACGCUGCUGCAGCACAUUGGCUUAUUCAACUGACGCAGAGUCAGGCGUGACGUUGAGAUCGGGAACAGCCGAAACUACAUUUGGCCACGCGGCGACGCCCCUCAAGCAUGCAAAACAACAUGCGCCGAACGGCCUUUCACCGCUACGUCGGCAGCAGCCUUUCCUGCGCUUCCCCUUCUUCCCUGUGCAUUCUCCGCACCUCGGGCUACCUGAACCUUGCGCAAGCAGGCACUCCCCCUCUCGCGACGUCUACUUGACUGGUCUCCUCCUCCCCAAGUCUCCACCCCCUCCCUUCCUCCUCCCUCGUGCCUACGCAUGGCUGCUGUUUUCCAGCGCCGCUGCAUUUCGCAGCCGGAUGAGGGGCGCCAGCCGGCAGGGACAAAGAAUGCGGUUUCCUUCCUCGCCUGCAGCUCAGCAGCCGCAGCAGCUCCAGCGCGGUGCCCGACAGCUAGCCCACGCACACACGCUCGCAGCUGAGACCUCUGCGCCCCGGCGGCCUUCAAACCUCCUGGUCCGCAAGGCGAGAACCCGCAAGGCGAGAACCCCGAGUCAACUCCGCGCUGAGAGGUGUUCCGUGCUUCUUUUGUGGUUGAGGGACACUUACAUGUAA
Besnoitia besnoiti is the source of this 693-nucleotide messenger RNA. RefSeq lists its product as uncharacterized. The coding region runs from base 1 to 693 and encodes 230 amino acids. The transcript has a single exon. The record is from RefSeq and is a predicted model, not a curated record. NCBI's taxonomy places the organism in Eukaryota, Apicomplexa, Conoidasida, Eucoccidiorida, Sarcocystidae.